Cajanus cajan (pigeon pea) is the source of this 745-nucleotide messenger RNA. Its product is annotated as myosin-G heavy chain-like protein. The record is from RefSeq and is a predicted model, not a curated record. Lineage: Eukaryota; Viridiplantae; Streptophyta; Magnoliopsida; Fabales; Fabaceae. Gene Ontology annotation, cellular component: chloroplast.
CUCUCCACAGAUAAUAUUUGUGGCAGAGAGGUGCCGACUUUGGCCAAUUAACAUAGAAUAAACUGAAAAUGCAAAGCUGAAACCAAAAUGUAUGGCAUUAGCGACUACUAACUCCAAACCUUUGAAGCAAAACUAUAUGGCCAUCAAUCUCACCACUGCUUCUCUUCACUCAAAGCCUUCCUUUCUGACUCACAAACAACACAACAACAACAACAAUCCCAUCAAAUUCUACCAUCCAACAUGUGCUCAAACACAAGACACUGGAGUUACACAGGAAGAUGCUUCUGCUGGAUCUUUAUCUUCUUCUCGUGCACAGCUGGAUCUUUUGGAGCAACUUACAUCCACAAGCUCACCUAAUAGUGGUUAUGAAAGUGAUGGUAGCUCUCCCAAACUUACAAUCCGAGAGCAGCUUGCGCAGUUGGUUGGGGAAAGGGAUGAUGAUUUCAGCAUACCCCUAGGUAAAAACUUGAAGAAAGUGAGUGCAAAGUUCUUGACCAUUUCACAGAAGAGAAAUAUCAGGAGACAAGCUUACCUAAAUGAAGUGUCUCAGAGGAAUGAUUCAGUUUUCUUUGCAACCAUAGGAGCAUUUGUGAUUCUUCCACCUUUUAUAAUACUAGGAAUAGCUAUAUUAACUGGCUAUGUACAGCUUUUUCCUUGAAAUAUGAUAUAAAUAACAAUACUUACUGAUGUAUCAAUGUAAUAUUAAUAGAAUUUCUUAGCUUAUUAUUAUGUUUCUCCUGUUUUA